AUGGCCGAUCUGCAGGGCCGCAAGGUCUUCAAGGUCUUCAACCAAGACUUCAUCGUCGACGAGCGCUAUACCGUGACCAAGGAGCUUGGCCAGGGCGCGUACGGUAUUGUGUGCGCCGCCGUCAACAACCAGACGAACGAAGGCGUGGCCAUCAAGAAGGUCACCAAUGUCUUUAGCAAGAAGAUUCUCGCGAAGCGCGCGCUGCGCGAGAUCAAGCUGCUGCAGCACUUCCGCGGCCACCGCAACAUCACCUGUCUAUACGACAUGGACAUUCCGCGGCCAAACAACUUCAAUGAGACCUAUCUCUACGAGGAACUCAUGGAGUGCGACCUGGCGGCCAUUAUCCGCUCCGGCCAACCUCUCACCGACGCCCAUUUCCAGUCCUUCAUCUACCAGAUCCUGUGCGGCCUGAAAUACAUCCACUCUGCCAAUGUCCUGCACCGCGACCUCAAGCCCGGCAACCUGCUCGUCAACGCCGACUGCGAGCUCAAGAUUUGCGAUUUCGGUCUUGCGCGCGGCUUUUCCGUCGAUCCGGAGGAGAACGCCGGUUACAUGACCGAGUACGUCGCCACCCGCUGGUACCGCGCCCCGGAAAUCAUGCUCAGCUUCCAGAGCUACACAAAGGCCAUUGACGUCUGGUCCGUCGGCUGUAUUCUGGCCGAGCUGCUGGGCUCGCGCCCCUUUUUCAAGGGCCGCGACUACGUCGACCAGCUCAACCAGAUCCUCCAGAUCCUCGGCACGCCCAACGAGGUCACCCUCUCCCGCAUCGGCUCCUCCCGCGCCCAGGAGUACGUUCGCAACUUGCCCUUCAUGCCCAAGCGACCCUUCCCCAUCCUGUUCCCCAACGCAAACCCGGACGCGCUCGACCUGCUCGACCGCAUGCUCGCGUUCGACCCCAGCAGCCGUAUUUCCGUCGAGCAGGCCCUGGAGCACCACUACCUUCAGAUCUGGCACGACGCCAGCGACGAGCCCGACUGCCCCACCACCUUCAACUUUGACUUUGAGGUCGUCGAGGAGGUCGACGACAUGCGCCGCAUGAUCCUCGACGAGGUCUACCGCUUCCGCCAGCUCGUGCGCACCGUGCCCGGCACCGCGGGCCACGCCGCUGCCCAGGCUGCCGCCCAGCAGCAGACCAGCCAGGUGCCCAUGCCGUCGGGUGGCGGGCAGUGGACUGCCGAGGAUCCGCGUCCCCAGGAGUACGUGACACACCCGGCGGGUCUGGAGCAGGAGCUGGCGGGAGGUCUCGACGCGCGUCGGUAG
Sporothrix brasiliensis 5110 is the source of this 1260-nucleotide messenger RNA. RefSeq names its product mitogen-activated protein kinase 7. Gene Ontology annotation, cellular component: cytoplasm; nucleus. NCBI's taxonomy places the organism in Eukaryota, Fungi, Ascomycota, Sordariomycetes, Ophiostomatales, Ophiostomataceae. Gene Ontology annotation, biological process: protein phosphorylation; intracellular signal transduction. The transcript has 3 exons. Bases 1 to 1260 code for a protein of 419 amino acids. Gene Ontology annotation, molecular function: ATP binding; MAP kinase activity. The record is from RefSeq and is a predicted model, not a curated record.